Ziziphus jujuba (common jujube) is the source of this 2836-nucleotide messenger RNA. RefSeq names its product probable disease resistance protein At5g66900. Gene Ontology annotation, biological process: defense response to fungus. Gene Ontology annotation, molecular function: ADP binding. Lineage: Eukaryota; Viridiplantae; Streptophyta; Magnoliopsida; Rosales; Rhamnaceae. The coding region runs from base 200 to 2671 and encodes 823 amino acids. The record is from RefSeq and is a predicted model, not a curated record. The transcript is spliced from 5 exons.
UCGUCAUUUCAUUGUUUUUUCCCCUUUUUUUUUUUUGUUUUUUUCCCCACAAAAUUUUUGCUUCCCUUCUUCCAUUUUGUUCCAAAUUUUCUUCUUUUAUCAAGCAGUAAUUAGCUUUUUCAUGGUCCAUACUGAAACGAGAUCGAUUUAGUUGAGGAGUUUGGGCUAACACUAAGGUAGCUUCAUAAGAAAAAACAUUAUGCCAGUGGAUUAUGCAGGCGCUGCUAUUGGGGCAGCAUUUGGUGCUUUGUUUAAUGUGGUUAAAGAAAUCAUAGACAAAAACCUCAUGUUCAAACCCAUGCUCAAAAGCCUGCAAGCCACACUAAAUUCACUGGAACCGCUGAUCACACAGAUAAAGAAGUAUAACGACGAUUUGGAUUUGCCAGAAGGGGAAACAACAGAUUUCAAGUUAGAAAUGGAAAAUGGUGCAGAGCUGGUCCGAAAGUGUUGCAAAGUUAAUAGAUUCAAUAUCUGCUUUAAGCCUCAUUUCACCGAUAAGCUGAUCCACUUGGAUGACACUCUUAAGAGGUUGAUUUUUAUACUAACAGUUCAGGGAGUUAGAGAUUUCAAGAAGAACUUGACUUUGACUCAAGAUAUUCACUCAGUAAUUGUUAGAGAUGGAAGCAGCAGUAAUAGACUGGUAUAUAAUCAGAUUGAUGUACCAACCAUAUCGUCGUGCGAUGUACCUGAUGAUCUCCCUUCACUUAUUGUCGGAUUGGAUAAGCCUUUGAAUGAAUUGAAGACGAGGCUGCUGAACAAUGGAGCACCUUUGCUUGUAGUGAAUGGUAUGGGGGGAGUUGGUAAGACUCUCUUAGCACAGAAAUUCUGUCAUGAUGAUGAAGUCAAAGAAAAAUUCAAGAGCAACAUCUUCUUUGUUUGUGUUUCGAAAACCCCACCUACCCUGAAUCUUAUAGUACAGCAACUAUAUAAACACACGGAGGAUGAGGUGCCUGAUCUUCCAAACGAAGCAGUUGCAGUCCGCUACUUGAAACAAUUGCUGAAUAAACUAAGUCCAAGUCCUAUAUUGUUGGUCUUGGAUGAUGUUUGGCCUGGAUCUGAAUCCCUUAUUCAGAAUUUUGUUGUCCAAAUAAAAGAGUACAAGAUUUUGGUGACAUCAAGAUCCCAAUUACCUGGAUUUGGCCCACCAAAUUUUGCACCUCCGUAUCAUUUGAACCCAUUGAAUGAUAAAGAUGCAAUGACUCUUUUCCGUUUCUGGGCGUGCUUGGAAGAUGGGAGCUCUCACAUUCCUUAUGAUAUUGUGAAACAGAUGGUUGAUUACUAUAAGGUAUUCCCUCUUGCCCUUAAAAUUGUGGCCGGAUCAUUAAGCGGGGAGCCUGCAGAAAUUUGGCAAAGAAGACUGAAAGAAUGUUCCAAUGGUUCAGCGACUCUCAGUUCCGAAACUGAAUUACGUACCCGCCUUCAAAGCUACAUAGAUGAUUUAAAGAUCAGUGAGAAGGAGUGUUUCAUGGACCUUGGCUCUUUUCCUGAAGACCAGAGGAUUUCUGCUGUUUCCCUUGUUGAUAUGUGGACAGAAUUUUACGAGCUAGAAGAAGAUGAUGAAGCCUUUUUUAAACUUUUUGAUCUUACCGUCCCUAACCUGGCUAAUCUUGUAGUCACAAGAAAGGAUGUGAAUGAGGUGGAUGGCUACUACAGCGAACACUUCGUUACUCAGCAUGAUCUGCUUAGAGAUCUAGCUAUCCAUCAGAGCAUCCAGGACCCGGUAGGACAGAGGAAAAGACUGAUUAUGAACUUGAGAGGAGACAACCUUCCAAGGUGGUGGAAAGAACAUAAGCAGCAACCAUUUAAUGCCCAUUUACUGUCUAUCUCAACAGAUGAAAUGUACUCAUCAAAAUGGUUCGACAUGCAACUACCCGAAGCCAAGGUUCUAAUUCUAAAUUUUCGAACUAAGGAUUACACCUUGCCUAAGUUUGUGGAGAACAUGGACCAAUUAAAGGUUCUGAUAGUUACAAAUUAUAGUUUCUUCCCUGCUGAAGUUGGCAAUUUUCAAUUGCUUGGUUCUUUGAACAAUUUGAAGAGAAUAAGACUGGAGCGCAUCUCAAUUCCUUCCCUGAGCAAGACUCCUGUACAAUUGGAGAAUCUGCGGAAGAUAUCCUUGUUUCUGUGUAGCAUUGGUGAGGCUUUUAACAAUUGUUCCAUCAAGAUUUCAGAACUGUUGCCAAAUCUAGAGGAAAUGAACGUGGAUUUUUGUAAUGAUUUUGUGGAGCUUCCUGCUGAGCUUUGUGAUAUAAUCCACAUGAAGAGGCUCAGCAUCACACACUGUCCCAAGUUGUCUGCAAUUCCUGAUGAAAUCGGAAAGCUGGUGAAUCUAGAAGUGCUAAGGCUUAGGUCCUGUAUCAGUUUGCUAGAAUUGCCAGACUCUAUCAGGAAUCUCUCCAAGUUAACCUUCCUCGAUAUAUCUGACUGCAUCAGCAUUCGUAACUUGCCUGAAGAUAUCGGUGAAUUGUGCAAUUUGAGGAAGCUCAACAUGAAACACUGCUCAAGAUUGCAGGAAUUGCCACCAUCAGUUAUGGAGCUUGAGAAGUUGAAAGAACUUGUAUGUGAUGAAGAGAUAAAACAACUAUGGGAACCAUUUCUGCCUUGUCUUGACAACUUAAAUAUGACGUUGACCAAAGAAGAUAUCAACUUAAACUGGCUUCCACAAUUUCCAUAGUAGAUGCCUUCCUUUUUACUGAUUGUCUUUCUGUAUGUUCUAUACACCUAAUCUUAUAUAGAACAUAUUGGCUUUAUUUGUUUUGGUCCAUAUGAAUUUGUGUUGUCACAGAAUAUUAAACUCUUUAUAGUGAAUGUGCUUAAGAUUAGAAUGGUUUUGGCUGUA